Molecule: messenger RNA, 1688 nt
Organism: Cervus elaphus (red deer)
Lineage: Eukaryota; Metazoa; Chordata; Mammalia; Artiodactyla; Cervidae
Gene: PSPH
Product: phosphoserine phosphatase
Exons: 8
Coding region: 600-1277 (225 amino acids)
Biological process (GO): L-serine biosynthetic process; dephosphorylation
Cellular component (GO): cytoplasm
Molecular function (GO): L-phosphoserine phosphatase activity; magnesium ion binding
Source: RefSeq, a predicted model, not a curated record
GGCGGGUUCAGGGAGUCCCUCCCUCGGGGGCGGGGCCAAGGGCUUCUUCCCAGCCCGGCUCUGCAGAGAGGAGGUCUUGCAGGCUCCAGUUGAGUAUAAAAGAGAUGCAAAUCCCGCAAGAAGCCACCGCACUUGUCAGCGGAUCUGGUGAUUGACAAAGUCCCUGGGGCUCUGCACCGGUCACCUCCCUCAAGCUCCACAACUGAACGUCGGAGCCAACCCUCGGCCCCUUGCAGUCGGAACUUUACAGCCGCGGGAGACCUGAAGGCGGUGGCAGCGGCCCAGGAAGGAGCAGCAGCGCCGGGGAAAGAAGUGGGAAGAGAAGACCGUUGUCUCCUGGGAAUCCAGCACUGAAGAAACGAACCCCCCGUCCUAGUUACAGGAAGGCCCUUUGACUCUCCACUGAUCCAGAAACCUCUCAGACUCCAUUGGACCUUGUUUCACUGCUUGGAGGGCCCCAAACAGCCUCACCACCAGGACCAAAGCCAUCCAGAUGAUGCCCUUCUGAGUCCAGGAAGCUUUGCUCUGUUGGCUUCCUCAACCUCUGUACCAGCUUAUAUUUGCUCUUACAUAGGUGAAGGAGGAAAAUUCUUCCAAAGAUGGUCUCCCAUUCAGAGUUGAAGAGUCUUUUCUGUUCAGCUGAUGCAGUGUGCUUUGAUGUGGAUAGCACCGUCAUCCAGGAAGAAGGGAUUGACGAGCUGGCCAAGUUCUGUGGGGUUGAGGAUGCCGUGUCAGAAAUGACACGGCGAGCCAUGGGCGGGGCAGUGCCUUUCAAGGCUGCCCUCACAGAGCGCUUAGCUCUGAUCCAGCCUUCCAGGGAACAGGUGCAGAGGCUCCUAGCAGAGCACCCCCCUCACCUGACCCCCGGCAUAAGGGAGCUAGUAAGUCGCCUACAAGAACGAAAUGUUCAGGUUUUCCUGAUAUCUGGGGGCUUUAGGAGCAUUGUGGAGCAUGUUGCUUCAAAGCUCAACAUUCCAUCAACCAAUGUGUUUGCCAAUAGGCUAAAGUUCUACUUUAAUGGUGAAUAUGCAGGUUUUGAUGAGACGCAACCAACAGCUGAAUCUGGUGGGAAAGGAAAAGUUAUUAAAUUUUUAAAGGAAAAAUUUCAUUUCAAGAAGAUCAUCAUGGUUGGAGAUGGAGCCACAGACAUGGAAGCCUGUCCUCCUGCUGAUGCUUUCAUUGGAUUUGGAGGAAAUGUGAUCAGGCAGCAAGUAAAGGAUAACGCGGAAUGGUACAUCACUGAUUUUAUAGAGCUUCUGGGAGCACUGGAAGAAUAAGAUCCAUUUUUAUAAAGUUCAUAACUUCAGGUUAAUUUUAAAAAAUUAUGCAGUUUGAUACUGUUUGCUUCCAAUUGCUGACUACAACCCAAUCUAUGAAUUUUGUAUUGAUUAUCUGUACCUCCAAGUAAACGAUAGUUAGGGCUCAUAGAACAUUGUGGUUUGUUUUUUUAAACUGUAGUUCCAGUAUUAUUUUGACCAUUUAAUUGCCUGGAGAGUUUUAUAAUCUGAAUUCUUUAUCAAUCUAUCAAUUCUUUAUCAAUCAAUUCUAGCUAUGUUUGAUUUGAAGUCUUUGGAAGGUGGAUGGUAAAUUAAACACCUUCACUAUUGGGCAUGUGGAUUAGGCAGCUUUAAAUGAAAUUGGUUUUCCCUUUAUAUAUAAAUAAAAAUUUAUGCAUAUAUCAAAACAGA